Messenger RNA from Cetraspora pellucida, 215 nucleotides. NCBI's taxonomy places the organism in Eukaryota, Fungi, Glomeromycota, Glomeromycetes, Diversisporales, Gigasporaceae. The record is from the annotation of a GenBank genome assembly.
AUGAAGUAAAUGAUUCAGGCGAAGAAAAUGAUUCAGGCGAAGAAAAUCCAGUUGAAGCAAAUGAUUCAAAUGAUUCAGAUGAAGUAAAUGAUUCAGACAAAGAAAAUUCAGUUGAAGCAAAUGAUCCAGACGAAGUAUAUGAUUCAGACAAAGAUUCACAUUUUGCAUUAUACGUAUUACAAUGUAUAAUGGUCUCUGUACAUUGGAAAAUUUGA